Pyrus x bretschneideri (Chinese white pear) is the source of this 745-nucleotide messenger RNA. RefSeq lists its product as uncharacterized. The annotation marks the transcript as partial. Lineage: Eukaryota; Viridiplantae; Streptophyta; Magnoliopsida; Rosales; Rosaceae. The record is from RefSeq and is a predicted model, not a curated record. The transcript is spliced from 2 exons.
GGGCCACGGCAACAAAGUGCAAAUGAGGUAAGUGCAAUUUCUGACAUUCAAUCACAAUUGGCUAAUCUUACUUCUCUUGUGUCUCAGGUUGUCAACGGGUCAAAACCACAAGAAAACCAAGUGUGUGGCGUGUGUUCAAUGCAAGGGCAUCCAUUCGAGACAUGCCCUCAGUUGAUAGAGAAUGGAGGAUGGGAAUCUGCCAAUGCCAUUGGUUUCCAAGGCCAAAACCAACCCAAAUAUGAUCCGUACUCCAACACCUACAACCCCGGGCGGAGAGAUCACCCUAAUUUCAAGUGGAGAGAGCCCCAACAAUCUGCACAACAAAGGGGAUUUCAACCAAAUCCCCCUGGGUUUCCACGGCCAUACCAAUCCAACCAACCACCAUCGUCCCAAAACAAUUCAGGUGAAUCCGAAAGGUGGAUUCGAAUCUGCAAAAGCCAUAAGUUUGCGAAGUGGGAAGCAAGUUGGAUCUGACCAUGGACCAUCCAAACCACGUUCCAAUGAGGAGGAAGAGUUGAGAAUCGAAGAAGAGGAACAAAGCCUACCCACGGCAAAGGUGGAAACACCUUUGCCGCAGGCCUUGAAUGAUUCUAAGACCUCAAAUCGGUCCAUUAAAGGUAAAAACGUGUCAAGUUCAGUUCCCACUAAUGUUUUUCCUUCGAAUGUGCCUUUUCCUAGCAGGUUCAUGCAAACCAAGAAAGAGGAAGCAGAAAAGGACAUUCUCGAGACGUUUCGGAAAGUUCAA